Lagopus leucura (white-tailed ptarmigan) is the source of this 4139-nucleotide messenger RNA. RefSeq names its product ectonucleoside triphosphate diphosphohydrolase 5 (inactive) (gene ENTPD5). Lineage: Eukaryota; Metazoa; Chordata; Aves; Galliformes; Phasianidae. Bases 124 to 1629 code for a protein of 501 amino acids. Gene Ontology annotation, biological process: nucleoside diphosphate catabolic process. Gene Ontology annotation, molecular function: GDP phosphatase activity; UDP phosphatase activity. Gene Ontology annotation, cellular component: membrane. The record is from RefSeq and is a predicted model, not a curated record. The transcript is spliced from 14 exons.
GCGCACCGCUGACCCGCCAGUCGCAGCGUCCGCGGCCCGCAGCGGAACGGCGCGUUGAAGGACGGCGGUGCGGCGGGAGCCGGGAGGGGAGCGGCGCCUCGCUGCAGGAUCUACACCAGCUCUAUGACUGUUGACCCACGCUUGACCGCCUCAAGUGAUCCUGGCAUGAUGACAUCUUCCAGAUUCCCCAUCCUUCUAGCACUGGUCUUUUCUUCUUUGUCCCCUGUUCUUUCCCAUUCAAACAGGGAGAUGUGGUUUCAGGAUCUCUUUCCACCUAACACGUGCCCUAUAAAUGCCAAGACCAACACUUUUUAUGGCAUAAUGUUUGACGCAGGAAGCACUGGAACCCGGAUCCACAUUUAUACCUUUGUGCAGAAGAGCCCAGAAAUCCUUCCAGAGUUGGAAGGGGAAAUAUUUGAGUCUGUGAAGCCAGGUCUUUCUGCCUAUGCUGAUCAGCCUGAAAAGGGUGCUGAAUCCGUCAAAAAAUUGCUGGACAUGGCCGUAGAUGCUGUGCCACCUCAUCUCUGGAAGAAGACUCCAGUAGUGUUAAAAGCCACAGCUGGACUGCGCUUACUGUCAGAGGAGAAAGCUCAAGCUCUGCUCUCUGAGGUGAAAGAAGUCUUUGAGGAGUCACCAUUUCUUGUUCCAGAAGAUAGUGUUAGCAUCAUGGACGGGUCUUAUGAAGGAAUUUUAGCCUGGAUCACUGUGAACUUUUUGACAGGGCAGCUGUCUGGCCAUAACCAGCACACUACUGGGACCCUGGACUUGGGAGGAGCCUCAACCCAGAUCACAUUUCUGCCACAGUUUGAGGAAACCCUGAAGGAAAGCCCUAGUGAUUUUCUUACCUCAUUUGAAAUGUUUAACAGGACCUACAAGCUCUAUACCCACAGCUAUUUGGGUUUUGGAUUAAAAGCUGCCAGACUAGCAACUCUUGGAGCUUUGAAUACAGAAGUUGCAGAUGGACAAAUGUUCCGCAGCUCUUGUUUGCCAAAGCAACUGGAAGCAGAGUGGCACUUUGGGGGAGUGAAGUACCGGUAUGGGGGCAACAAAGAAGGAGAGACAGGAUUCAAGCCUUGCUAUCUGGAAGUACUGAAGGUUGUCAAAGGAAAACUGCACCAACCAGAUGAGAUUCGUGGAAGUUCCUUCUAUGCUUUCUCCUAUUACUAUGAUCGAGCAGCUGACACCAACCUAAUAGAUUAUGAACAGGGAGGAGUUCUGGAAGUGAGAGAUUUUGAAAGAAAAGCCAAAGAAGUCUGUGAUAACAUGGAGAGGUUCAGCUCAGCCAGUCCUUUCCUCUGCAUGGAUCUCACUUACAUCACUGCUUUAUUAAAGGAAGGUUUUGGAUUUAGAGACAACACACUCUUACAGUUAACAAAAAAAAGUGAACAACAUAGAGACAAGCUGGACUUUGGGUGCUACCUUUCACUUAUUGCAGUCUCUGGGGAUAACAUAUUGAACUGUGACAUUCCUAUGGAUUUCAGCAUUUCUGAAAGUUUGAGAAAGCAAACUGAAAUCACCAGGUAUGUUAUCCAACUGGAGUCAAUCACAGAGUGGAAAAUGGACCAAAGCUAUAAAACAGAUCCUCACCUGGGAUUGGCAUUGCACAUAAUGAACGUUGACACAAUAUAAUUGUGAUUGUCACAAAUAAUCCAGAAGCUGCCUUCUGAAAGUCAAAAGGCCUAAACUCCUGCAGCGUAUCUGCAAGAGACUCAAAGCCAGCUUUCACCAGCACAUUUGUAUAGCAUCCCAUUGCUAAAAGCACAGCAUAUUUGGGACGUGGUGGUAAAUUACAGAUGGUAUUUCUCCUCCCCCAUUUACUUUAAGCAUACAGUACUGAAGUUUGCUUGCAAGACAUUAAAUACAGAAAUUAUACAUGACACCAACAGCCAUUCAGAGAAAAUUAAACAAUAACCCUGGAUGCUCCCAGCCUCAGUGUUCAAAGUACCCAACUGUUAGCUAAUAUAUUACAAGAUGACAUCAGCCUUUCUAUAAGCACUCUUCGGGUAUAAUUUUAGGAAAGGUAUUGGCUGAAACAUAGGCUGUACCACACCAAGCAUUUCUUUCAGCAGUAGUUUCUUAAGCAACAUCUGUGCUGACAGACUGCAUGACUACCUUUGUGCUGCCCUUUAUAAGUUUGUACUGUAUGGCUGCACAUCUGGAUGUCAGGCCCUGAUUCAUUUUAGCAUCUACACUUGUAACACACAGUUGUGCAGGCACAAAACUCGGCAGCAAGAUAUGUACAUGUGCCAGAUAUUGAAACUCCACUGCCAAAAGAAAUGCUCAUCACAUUACACCACAAGGAAAUUAAGGAUGGGAUCAGACGAAGUGUCUGAUGUGAUAGUUCACAUUGCCUUGACUACAUUCUGUUCAGUAUGGAAUAUGGAACUUAAAGAUGAACUUAGCACAGGCUUAGGAACAGAGCUUUCAUUUACCCCUGCCUUAUGACAAACACUUUGUUCUUUUCAGGCAUUUGCACUUAUAUGUAUAUUAGACCACAUCUUUUUCACUUUGGUAAAACCCAAGAUUGGUCUCACACUACCUUCUCUGGAAAAUGGAUUUGAAAAUAAUUGUUAAUGCCCAGCAUGAGGAAGAAAUAGUGCACUCAAAUCCUAAUUAAUCUCAGCAAGUAGGUUGGAGUCCUAGGAAUUUGCCUUACCAUGAACAUUGGUCAUUUUCCUCUAAUUAGCAGCACAAGUCUGGCGAUGGCUGAUUAAGUUAUCCCAUUUCUCUGCCUCAGGUUUUAUGGUGCUAGGAUGCAAAGCAUGCUUUUGAUUGAACAAGCUUGGUCAGCACCAGGAGUCCAAGGAGCAGGGGGGAAGCAGCCUAUAACUGUCCCACUUUUGACACCUUGCUGUAAACUCAGACUGUUUCUUUGGAAUAUGAAAUGAGCAUCCUACUUGUGCUCCUUACCAGAAUCAGUUAGAGAGAUGCACGUUAGGAAAUGCAUCAGCACCACAGCAAACUUCUGUUCCUCUGUCACUACAACAAUUUGUUUGAGCAGGAAGAAAGUAGCCAUGGAAUCCAGCCUUUUCUUUAUGAGGAACCUUUCUUAUUCCCCUGCUUACCAUUUGGCAAAACUUAGUGCAUGGUCUGCAUGCAUGGUUUCAACAACAAGGUGACAAAAAGCAUAUUCAUCUUCUGAACAACCAAUUUUCUUCACCUUUGUAUUCUUUGGAGAACACAAAGAAGGUUGCAGUGAUUAAUAGCCAAGCAUGUUACUCCUGAGAAGUAGCAGCUAAUGUAAUGAAUCAAAGGCUUCCAGUCUGAGCCAAUGGUAUGAUAAACUCUCUCAGCAGAUCCUGAGGCCAAGAGCCACAAGCAGUGAGGCUGUACUUGAAACACAAAAGCAAGGCGGGGUAUUAUUUUUAAGGCACAAGCAGAAGCUUAUCUGCCAAGUGAAUAAAGCCUAGCCCUGACAAGUACCUGAGGGUUUGGUUUUGUCCUGAGGGAGGAUAUCUAGAAGACGACAUACUAUGUGGAGAAAGUUUCUUUUCUUUGCCUCAAACUCUGGUACUACAAAUCCUAGGUGGGAGCAUCCAUUAUCCUGUACCAAAGUUGCAUUAAAUCUGAACACUCAGGGCCUUCAUUUGUCAGUGGCACAAUUCAUUAGCUGAAACUCACCUCUACCAGGGGUCUGAUCCUGCAGUCACAAGAGAAACAAAAACUAAGCUCAAAGGUUUCUUUUAGAAGAAAUUGCAGAAUUGAGCUCUUACUGUUUACAUCUGAAUUACUAAAAGUGGAUUGAGGAUAUAGGGAAGCCAGUCAUGUCCUCACACUCUAGUGCAAUGAUUUUAUUUAUUAGCUUAACUAAAAACUAAGCAGCCUUUUAAGGGAAGAGUUCUACUUGCACCGCUGAUUUUUAUCUUCUCCUUUGUUAAGUCUCUUAUCCUGACUACCAGGAACUGCUUAGUAUGUGUGACUGAGGAAGCACGAGUGAUGGCUUUCAGUACAAAACUUAUGUUUAAUUAUUUGUGAUUUUAAUUCCUGAUACUGGUUACCGUAUCUACAAAUCUCACCCAGUAGCAGUGCUCACUCAAUGUUGUGAAUCUCAAGUGUCUAAUGCAGGAGGGCUGGCAUUUGGAACAUAAGACAGAAUAUCUUGAUUUUCUAUUUUAGUAAUUAAAGCAUUUUUAACAAUA